Messenger RNA from Rhizophagus irregularis DAOM 181602=DAOM 197198, 2037 nucleotides. RefSeq lists its product as uncharacterized. Lineage: Eukaryota; Fungi; Glomeromycota; Glomeromycetes; Glomerales; Glomeraceae. Gene Ontology annotation, biological process: cell surface receptor signaling pathway; protein phosphorylation. The record is from RefSeq and is a predicted model, not a curated record. Gene Ontology annotation, molecular function: protein binding; protein serine/threonine kinase activity; ATP binding.
AUGGAUGAGGUUACCAUUAAAAUAGCCGGAGCCACUGGAGAAGCUAUUGGCCCAUAUCUACCCUUAAUUAAAGUAGCUAUAGAUUUAAUUAUUAAAAUUAUAGACAUUUAUGAAACGGCAGAAUAUAAUAAAAAUAUUUGCGAGACUUUAGUGAACAGAGUGAAGUUAACCGAGACUGCUAUUAAUACAUUACAACGGAGAAAACAAAAAAAUGAGGAUAAACUUCGUGACGAAGGAUAUUAUAAAGCUUUUAACAGAUUUAUUUAUGUUUUAACAGAAAUUAAAGAAUUUGCUGCGGAGAUUACAAAUAUCCAUGGUUUUAGAAAAUAUACAAGGGCAUAUUUUGUUAAAGAAAAUUUUCAUAAACUUACAAAUGAUUAUGAUAUUGCAAUGAAAGAUUUGCAUUUUACUAUAGCAAUUGCUAACGAAGAACAGAGAAAAAUUGACGAAGAAGCUUUAAAGGAAGAUCUGGCGGAAAUGGCAAAAUAUCUUGAAAAAAUGCAUAAUGAUAUCCUCGAGAAUAAAAAUAAAGUAAACAUUAUUCAUGAUAUGGUAAAACAUAUGAAGAAACAUUUAGAUGAUGACAAACCUUUACGUGAUGUAGUAAAUAAGAUUGACUCAAAAGAUUUAACAUCCCCUGCACGAGGGAAACUUAAUGACAAACGUGGUAAAGACCCUCAUUUUAUAAUUAGGAAAAUUUAUAAAGGACAAGAAGUUGCUUGUAAAUUUACUGAGGAAGAAAUUGAAAUUAGUCCAAAAACACAAAGGCUUCUUGAAAUCUUAGUGAAAUUAUCUGAAUGCAAACAUAUUCUCAAAUUUUAUGGUAUUUCAAAAAUUGAAAAUGUUAAUGUUAUGGUUUUUGAAUGGGCUGAACGUAGAACUCUGAGACAACUUUAUUUAAAAAAGAAUGUCCCCUGGAAUUAUAAGAUUCGAAUUGCUCUUGAAACUUGCCGUGGCCUUAUAUUUCUACAAGAGGCUGAUAUUUUGCAUCAUGACUUGAAAUGUGAAAACAUCUUAAUAACGGAAAGUUUAGAACCUAAAAUUUACAAAUUUGCAUUGGCACGUUAUUCUGAUAGCUCUUCAUUACCAAUAGAUUUAGCAGAAGGAGAUAUAUUCCCUUGGUUAGCUCCUGAAAAAUUAGAAGGUUCUCGAUACACAACCCAAUGUGAAAUUUUUAGUUUUGGUAUGUUACUUUGGGAGCUUGCUUUUGAAAAAAUUCCAUAUCAAGGUUGGGAAACAGACAAAAUCAAGAAUCAUGUUACUAAAGGUGGUAGAGAAAGAAUUAUCUUUGGGAUAUCUCCUAAAACCUAUCAAGAAGAAUAUAAAAAAAUUAUAAAUGACAUUUGGAAACAAAAUCCUCAUGAGCGUAUUUCUUUUAUGAAGUCCUUGGACAUGCUAGAAGAAUUAUAUAAUUCCGUUCGUUAUAUGUUUGACGACAAUCCAUCAGGCAUACUACCUGAUAAAUUGGAUUUAGGUGGAUCAAAAGAAACAAGCGAUGCUGAUUUAGAAUUACCGGAUAACAUCAUAAGUCCUAUAAGGCCAGUAAUCUCAAUAGAAGAAGGCAUACAAGCUUUUCAAGAUAAAGAUCAUCAAAAAGCAUGGGAAUGUUUUGAUUUUCAUGCAAUAAAUAAGAAUACGACAGCAAAAUAUUGGAAAGGUCGUUAUUUAUGGGACGGACUUCUUGAUGAUAUUAAAGGACGCGAAGAAGAAGGCAAAGAAUUACUUAAAGAAGCAGCAGAUGAAGGAAACCAUGACGCCCAAUUACGUUAUGCUUUUACUUUAAUAAAUAUUCUUGAUGAAAAAGACAACCAACAAACAUUUUUGAAAUAUAUCAAAAAAGCCGCCAAUGAGGGAAAUAAUUCCAUUGCACAAUUUAAUUUGGGCGAUAUAUACUAUAAAGGAAAAUGUAAUGUUCCAAAGGACGAAUAUGAGGGAAUUAAAUGGUUAAUAAAGGCUGCUUUACAAGAUAAUUCUAGAGCAACCAAAUUCUUGAAUAAAAUAGAUAUAAAUGUUUAUGAUAUUGACAAAUGUUCAUGA